Lytechinus variegatus (green sea urchin) is the source of this 7864-nucleotide messenger RNA. Its product is annotated as inositol hexakisphosphate and diphosphoinositol-pentakisphosphate kinase 2-like. Gene Ontology annotation, molecular function: 5-diphosphoinositol pentakisphosphate 1-kinase activity; inositol hexakisphosphate kinase activity; diphosphoinositol pentakisphosphate kinase activity. The record is from RefSeq and is a predicted model, not a curated record. Gene Ontology annotation, biological process: inositol metabolic process; inositol phosphate biosynthetic process. NCBI's taxonomy places the organism in Eukaryota, Metazoa, Echinodermata, Echinoidea, Temnopleuroida, Toxopneustidae. Gene Ontology annotation, cellular component: cytosol. The transcript is spliced from 27 exons. The coding region runs from base 110 to 4315 and encodes 1401 amino acids.
GUUCUAGGCCUAGUAUUACGAACUGGUACCGUACAGUAGCUGAGUCCAUUGCUGACAAGACAAGGUUGUUGAGAGUUGCACUGACCCAAGACUUCAUCAUUUAUGCCUCAUGGAAGUACAAGAAUUAUCAAUACCUCAGAAUUCUGCUGGUGGAAACGAUAGGGUGAAGUUCACUGUUGGAGAAAUUCCAAAUGAUGCAACAUCCCAGGCAAAUGCAAACAAUGGACUCAGCACUUCGCCAUCCACUGUCUCAAGCCUGUCUCGCUGGGAAGCCAUGGAGAUCAAACCAAAGGUUGUCGUCGGGAUCUGCUGCAUGGGGAAGAAAGCCAGCUCAAGACCGAUGCGGGAGAUCCUCCAUAGACUCGAAAAAUUUGAGUACAUAUCCUUAGACAUUUUUGAUGAAGAUAUGAUCUUGAAUGAUCCUGUGGAGAGCUGGCCAGUUUGCGAUGCCCUCAUCUCAUUCUUCUCUACAGGCUUUCCGUUACACAAGGCCAUUGAUUACGCCAAACUCCGCAAGCCAUUGGUCAUCAAUGAUCUGGAAGCGCAGUACAACCUACAUGAUAGGAGGAAAGUAUUUGAGAUUCUCUCUCAGGAGGACAUACCAGUUCCUAGGCAUGGUAUCCAUGAUAGAGAUUGUGACCCAGAUGAUUUCUUCCUUAUUGAGAAUGAUGAUGACUUGGAGAUUAAUGAUGUCAUCUUCCGCAAGCCAUUUGUCGAAAAGCCUGUAUCGGCUGAGGAUCAUAAUGUUUAUAUUUACUAUCCAUCAUCAGCUGGGGGUGGUAGUCAAAGGCUCUUCAGAAAGAUGCGCAAUCGGAGCAGCAUCUAUUCACCAGAGAGCCGCAUUAGAAGGGCUGGCUCUUAUAUGUACGAAGAAUUCAUGCCUACUGAUGGCACUGAUGUGAAGGUAUACACAGUAGGACCAGACUACGCCCAUGCGGAAGCCAGGAAAUCACCUGCCCUAGAUGGUAAAGUAGAGAGAGACAGUCAGGGUAAGGAAGUCCGUUAUCCAGUCAUACUGACCAACACAGAGAAGAUGAUUGCAAGGAAAGUCUGUCUGGCAUUCAAGCAAACAGUAUGUGGUUUUGACCUGCUGAGGGCCAGUGGACGAUCCUAUGUAUGUGAUGUAAAUGGAUUCAGCUUUGUCAAGAACUCAAAAAAGUAUUACGAUGACUGUGCAAAAAUCCUUGGGAACAUGAUCAUGAGAGAGUUGGCUCCCAAAUAUAACAUCCCUUGGCAGAUGUUCACCUUAGAUGAAGAGAUACCAUACAUGCCUACCACUUCAGGAACUAUGAUGGAGCUUCGAUGUGUGAUUGCUGUUAUCAGGCAUGGAGAUAGAACACCAAAACAGAAAAUGAAAAUGGAGGUCAAGCAUCCAAAAUUCUUUCGCCUCUUUGAGAAAUAUGGUGGGCGCUCUAAGGGUAAGGUCAAACUGAAAAGACCUGAACAGCUGCAGAAGAUUCUGGAUGUGGCAAGAUAUCUCCUUGGAGAGCUCAAGUGGCAGAAGCACAGGAGUCAGCCUGAGAUUGAAGAGAGGGAGUCUAAGCUAGAGCAGUUGAAGGCAGUCCUAGAGAUGUAUGGCCAUUUCUCGGGGAUCAAUCGCAAGGUCCAGCUCAAGUACCUUCCAAAGGGCAUUCUCAAGCACUCCAGCAGCGAAGAAGCUUCUCACUCAGGUUCCGGAGAAUGGCCAGAUUCAAAAGGGGAACCCUCCCUAUUGCUGAUAUUGAAAUGGGGUGGAGAGCUAACUCCAGCAGGUCGUGUUCAGGCGGAGGAAUUAGGCCGUGCGUUCAGAUGCAUCUAUCCUGGAGGACAAGGCGACUAUGCUGGUUUCCCUGGUUGUGGUCUUCUUCGUCUCCAUAGCACCUAUCGUCAUGACCUCAAGAUUUAUGCAUCGGAUGAGGGGCGUGUCCAGAUGACCGCUGCUGCUUUUACAAAGGGAAUGUUGGCUUUGGAGGGAGAGCUGACUCCUAUCCUGGUUCAGAUGGUUAAGAGUGCUAAUACAUCGGGUCUCCUGGACCAUGAGAAGGAAUCAGUUACCAUCCAAGGAAGACUAGAUCACUGUUCAAGUACAAGGAUGGACACUGCAACACAGCAUGCAAAGAAUGAAACUUCAUUGUGGAGGACCACAAUUGACAUGGUGAAAGAAAGACUUUGUGAAAGUUUCAGUAAAGACCGAAAUUUUGGUCCAAAGGACUUCAGUGAGCUUGCUCCUACUGGAAGUAAGUCUUUACUAGACUCAUUGAGUUACAUCAAGAAUCCUGUACGUAUGUGUGAGAAGGUUCAUAGGGUCAUCAAGAACCACACCAAGAUGAUCAAAGACACCAUGGAAAACCCUGAAAACAAAGACUUGAUGUUAUAUCAUCACGAGACCUUGGAGCUGAUGCUGAGACGGUGGGUAAAACUGGAGAAAGAUUUCAAGCUUAAGACUGGCCGCUUUGAUAUCACCAAGGUGCCUGACAUCUAUGAUUGCAUCAAGUAUGAUAUGCAGCAUAACUUCAUCCUUAAAACACUUGGAUUCACCCACAUGGAUGAUCUCUACAACUCAGCAGAAAUGUUAGCUGAUUUUGUGAUACCACAGGAGUAUGGCAUAACAACCAGUGAGAAGCUGGAGAUUGGGAAGGGUAUCUGUACCCCUCUACUGAAGAAGAUCCGCUCGGACCUUCACCGCAUCAAUAGCAAUGAAGAAACUACCUACCGCCUCAAUCCUCUCUACUCUAAGGGUGUGAUGUCACCUGAUAGGCAAGUCCGCACCAGACUAUACUUCACCAGUGAGAGCCAUAUUCACUCCCUUCUAUCGUGUCUCCGCUAUGGUGGACUUUGUGAUGAAUCUGACCCUAACUGGCAGAACUCUUGUGAGUACCUUGGUGGGAUCCGAGAGCUCAACUACAUGACCCAAAUAGUCUUAAUGCUGUAUGAAGAUCCUAGCAAGGAUCCCUUUUCUGAUGAUCGGUUCCGGGUGGAGAUUCACUUUAGUCCUGGAGCCAAAGACUGUGAGGAUGAUGAGAACAAUCCAGGAUGCUGCCCAUUUAGAUCUGUCCAUAACUCGGGAAAUGCUUCACCCUAUGAAAACAACUCUGAUGAAGAUGAACCUUCAAGCUGCAUUGAUUCAUCGGAAGACGAUUGCUUUGAUCAUAAAUCAAAGAAAGGUGAAGGAAAGGACAAGGUCACUACUCUUAUCAAGGUCCCAGGCAAAGAUAAAAAGAUUGGUGGAGGGGCUUCUUUAGCGACAGGAGGUACUGUUGGAAAACCCUUUCUUCGACUCCCCCAAAUGACGAUUCCUAAUGAUACUAGAGCAGCUGAUCAGAGCAAGCCAGUUGGAACCCCACCAUUAUCUUUUCUCUCUGCUGGUUUUGACGACUUGGCGGGAGGAAGUGCUAUGACAAGUAAUACAGAUGAUGAUCAUUUGAAAGUAACUAUCCCUGAUCAUCCUAAUCUACCUAAUGUAAGAAGUGCCCCUGAGCUCCAUGAUCCUAAUUGGUAUUUCAAUGAUGAUAUUCUUAUGAGACGAGCUUCAACUUACUCUGCUGCACACCAAGGUCUAGAGCAUCAUAUACAAGUGACAUCGAUAAGACCCCUAGAGACUUUGCAUAACUCGUUAUCUCUCCGUCAAGUUGAUGAAUUUCUGGCACGAAUCACUCGUGAUGGUGCUGACACUCCAGAUUGCCAUACACCUCGCAGCAGCAUGCAUCUCAACACCUACACACCGCAGCGUGUCAAACCACUCUAUCUGUCCAAUCGCGAAUCAGACGGCUCCUCCUACUACAGUCGAUCGGCCAGUAAUCCAUCAUCUAAUGUCUCCAGUGCAUUGCCAUCUCCGACAGAAAAUUCUGGAAAGAACUUUGAUUUCUCACUCUUCCUUGAGAGCAUCAAAUCACAGCGUGUGUGUCGUGAAUCGGAAUCCGGACAGGAAGACUACUUCGCCAGCGAUGAAGGACACCAUGAAGAAAGCACCAAGGACGACAUCCAACUCAUGGCAAUGCCCACCUUGGAUGAUGACCUCAUUCCACCAAUCUCAUGCUGCUGUAAGUCACAAACCUACUCUAGCAGUGGGGCCUCCAACGUCAAAGAGACAACUUCAAAGUGGAAAGGUUCAGAGAUACCAAUCACUCAGAAGUCUGAAGAGGACGAGGGUUCUUCUGUAGAUCCUCAGGAGGAGACGUUGUGCAGUGGAGGUGAUGGGAAUGGAGAAGUUGUCACAGAGGAGGAGGUAUCAACACCAUGUGCUAGUACAUCUAGCAAUGCUAGUCAGCCUGGUACAACAGCAUUUGAGUUCCCUCCAGAGACAUCCAAAGAUCACCAAAGUGAUGACUUGCAAUAGUGUCUUAAGCCAUGUUUUGCUUCCAUCAGAAUAGGUAAUUUUAGAUUUGAUUGUAUGUAUUAAAUAAAGGCUUGAUCAGACAUUCAGCAACAAAGCUCAGCAACAUUUGGUGUACAAAAUUAAAGAAAUCCAACUUACAAGGUGUGCUAAAUGUGCAAAAGGAGAUUUACUCGUAUUGCCUGGAUCCAAUUUAGUGCAAAAUAAUCCAAAUUUGCAAAGACAUAAUUAAGACGUCCUCUGACGAGUGCCAAUUUUAGAUUUCAUGUGUGUUAUUGAGUGUUUACAUAAAAGUUGGCCAAUUUGUCUUGCAAUAUUGUAACAAUGAACAAUUCUUAAAACCAAGAAACGUUAAUCAGAGCUGCCAACUAUUAGGACAAAGGAGUAAUUUUUUAAUGAUUUUCACACCUAAUUGCGCCAUUACACUUUUCAGCGCCAACAGCUAUGUAAAGUACUGUAAUACAGAUGAUACAUUGCGCGGUGGCGAACUCAUCCAACGGCGGCAAAUACUGCUAUUGCAUGCAUUGUGUCGCUUUGUUUACAUUGCUGUGCAUGUGAUGAUUGCCUCGGGCAGCGGCGAAUGUUCGUACCAUAGAUGGCGUGCAUUUCCUAUGGAAAAUUCUUGCAUGAAUCCAUAUCCACUCAUGUCCACAGAAACAGGAAGUUCUCAAUGCAACAAAGAAAUGUAUAAUACUGCACGGCGUGUAAAAACUUACCUUUUUUAUCUCAAAGAAGUUCAUGAUUGUGCACAGCAUAUAUUUAAUUACUCUUUUUGUCUCAUAAUUAUGACUUUUGAGCUUCUGAAUUACUCCUUUUUACUUUCCAAGGUUGGCAGCUCUGGUCAAUUAAGAUACUUUUAUGAGUGCAACUAAUGCAAACUUCUUUUACAGUACACAAGCCUGGUAUUCAUAUAUCCUCUACCUCCCUUAUCUUGUAUCAUUUUACAUUUUGUUUUUCACCACCUAUCCGGCUUAGUCAUAAUCUUGUUGUUUAAUGUAAACAAUUGUGAAGUAUUCAUUUUCAAUACAGAUUGAGAUUUCAGCCACGUUGUGUCUUUCAGAUAGAGAAGGGCAAUGCCAAAGAGUAUGUAUAUCAAACUUGUAUAGGUGGUAUUCUUGAGAAGCCAUGGUUUGGUUAACCUUCACUUAUCUUGGAGCAAAAAUAGUAACUAAGAAUAACAGUAGAUACACCCCUGCAUUCUAAAAUUUAGAGUUUAUCAGAAUACCACACUACAUGUGGGACAUUCCCGGUGGGUGUUUCAUAAAGCUGUCUUUAAGUAACAAGCAUCUUUACAAAUGACUGGUAACCCUUCUUAGGGGAAAAACGCCAAUAGAAAUCCUGCGUGUAUGACUUCAUUCGGAAGUAGCUCAUAACUUGUUAAAAGCUUUCUGAAACACCAACCUGGAAUUAAUUUUCUCUGAUCUUUGCAAUGCUCUCAAAUCAUGAUUUAAAAGUGUUGAAAUUAUUAGGGGUCAGACAUUCAGAAAGUGAAUAACCCCGAUGUUAAAAGUUCAGCCCUCAGGGCACUGUUUCUCAACACAGUCGUAAGUCUUAACUUCUUGACUAGAGUGAGCUACUUGUCUGCAAAACGUUUCACAAAGCCCGCUUUACCCAGAUCAGGGACAACCUGACUAAAUAUUCACAACACCUAAACCUGUCAUAACCUUUUUGUAAUGAUGACAGUGUGAUAUUUCAAAUUGUAAUUUUACGUAAUCAAUUGCAAAAGGUAAAAUUGCAUUGCAAGUAAGUGGGCUAGGUCAUUCAAUAUUGUAAUGCAUGGAAAAUAUGAAAAUUGUUAUAAAAAUGGCACAAAAACAUUUCAAAAUUGUAAAAUGAAUCGAUAAAGAUUCUGCCAUGUCAGGGGACUUGUAUUCUUUAUCAACAGUUUAGUUUUAUUCAGUAGGAUUUGUAUAAUCAUGUUUCAAUUAUGAAAGCUUUAAAUAAUGUUACAUCAAUUCUGAAUGUGUUUAUACAUCAUUCUACAAGAAAAAUAUUUAUGGUUUGCUUCCAUGAACUAUGAAAAUGAUCCCGGGGUACCCACCUAAAUCUCCACACAAGGGUUUUGAGUCAUAAAAUUCAUAAUUUCAUUUUCUCAGCAAUUGAAUGCUCAAGUCUUUGUGGUUGAACUUAUGUAUGAUGAAUAUUUUGCCUCUCCUAUCAUUUUUCAAUCCUAUGAAUUCCAAUUCAUCACUUUUCAUGGUUUUGGGUUAGUGACUAAGGCCAUAUCUCGUCUGCUCUUUCUGCCGAUAGUAUCAUUAUCAAGGGAUUCUAGUUAGGAAGCCUUUCGUGGAACAGGUUUUGGUGCGAACUCCAUGGUUGGAUGAUAAAGAUAUAUUAAUAAGCUACUAUUUGUAAAAAUAUAUGCCUGUUGGUACUCCUGAUUUCAGGUUAUUCUUGAAUUUUUGAAGAAUUUAUCCUGGCUAAGUAAUUGUUACCACGCAGGCACACAUACACUUCAUGCAUACACAAUCAUGUGCAUGGGUUUGAUCAUGGAAUAAAAGAUGUAAUGAACUGCUAAUCAUUGUAAAUAAGAAAAUUAUUCUUUUGGCAGAAAGGGGUGUGUAAAUAUUAUGGCCCUCGUCAUUCAGCUGAGCCCUAACCGAACCAUAUAGAGUUGUGUUUUUUAUGUUAUGUAUCAAUAAUGUAUGCCUAUCUCAGGUAAUAAUAUACAGAUAUUGCCGACCUAGAGUUUGUCCAGACGGGAGUUGAUAUGACCAGGCAAUAUCUAUUAUAUUACAUAGACUAUGUAGAUUCACCAUCAGUCUUCAUUUAUGAAAACUUGAAAUGCUUGCUGCAGCUCUGAUUCGUCUAUAGACGUCAUAAAAAAAAAAAAAAAUAGAAAAAAUACAGCAUCAACGUGUGUAUCAAGUAAAUUGCCUGAUUACACAGCUUUUGACGUAAUGUGACGUCAAAAUUUGGAAUAUAGAAAAUUAGAUCCCUGCAGCGAUGAUCAUAUGAUGGCAUAUUGACUUUACAUACUGAUUCAAAUCUACAUAACCCAUGUAAUACAUCAAAGUGAGUGAUAAAAGCACAAUUUCACUCACCAACUUUUGACAUUGAAUUCAAUUCUCUUCAUUAUUAAUGUAGUUUAACCCUAAAAGGACAGGGGGAGCAUAAUCCCUCAAUGAUUUGAGUGUCACAUGAUUGUGUCACAUGACUUUCCAGAAAAAAUGGCUAAUUUUUAUGUACACAAAUUAUGGAAGGUGAAAACCUAAGAGUAAAAUCAAAUUCUUACUUGACACUAAGUGGAAAAUAAGCAAUUUUUGGCUUGUAGUUUACUUUAAGAUGAAUGUGCCUGCCACAUAUUUCAGCGUGAUUGUGCGAAUGGGAAAUGGGCCAUUAGGCAUCCCCCCAAUACAUCUCAAAUAACCCAGUCCUUUUAGGGUUAAAACCAGAUUUGUUUUAUGCAAUCACAUUUUCUGUAAUUGUGUGUGAAUUCUUCUAAUUAUAUAUUUUCACAAUGACAGAAAUAAUUUUGUUUUGACAGAACAAAAUAUUGAACUUGCCGUUGAAUGUUUUUAAUGUAGAUUGAAGAUGUGCAAAUAAAAAGAA